Messenger RNA from Carya illinoinensis, 979 nucleotides. Its product is annotated as RING-H2 finger protein ATL70-like. The transcript has a single exon. NCBI's taxonomy places the organism in Eukaryota, Viridiplantae, Streptophyta, Magnoliopsida, Fagales, Juglandaceae. Bases 330 to 827 code for a protein of 165 amino acids. The record is from RefSeq and is a predicted model, not a curated record.
UGAGAGAGAUCAUUUCCUCGUCUGAAACAUUUCAAAUAAGUAAUACAAAUAUACUCUAGCCUGAGAGAAUUUUCUAUGAGAAAAAAUCAUUGGAACCGUUGACCAUCCAAAGCUAUAUACAAGUUGGUAAGUGGCACUCCACCAAACAUUGUAUUCACCAGAUAGUAACUUCCCUAUAUCUUGCCUCCCUUUUCUUCUUCAAUCCGUUUGAUUUCUGGCCAUUGCCCCCAUAUCUACUCUCUCUCUCUCUCUCUCUCUCUCUCUCUCUCUCUCUCUCUCCCCAAUUCACUGAAGAUUAAUCUCGUAUGGCUUAAACAUUAGAUCAUGACAUGGGGGCAUUCGAAUAUGUAGUCGGAUUUUUUCUUUUCACGCUGCUGGUGGUCACCAUCAGAAUAGUGUUUUCCGUUUGCUUUGGUUGGCCUUUGCCUUCUACCCAUCGACAUGACCUCGUCAGAAGCCUCCAGUACCCAAGCCGGCAGUACUCCAUCCGAAGAUCAAAUAGUACUGCGCCUGAUCAUCACCAAAACUCGAUUGAAACCCUCGAACUGGGCCUCGACGAAGCCACCCUGCGCAACUACCCGAAGCUCAUCUACGCCCAGGCCAAGCUUCACAGGGGCGCCGACUCUACCAGCACCGCUUCCAGCUGCUCCAUAUGCUUGGCUGAUUACAAAGAUACGGACGUGUUGCGCUUGUUGCCUCAGUGUGGCCAUCUCUUUCAUCUCAAAUGCGUGGACUCCUGGCUACGGCUCCAUGCUUCCUGUCCGGUGUGUCGGAACUCGCCUCUUGCUGAGGUGAUAGCCGCCCCUUCAACGGGACAGCAUCCUUAAUUAACUGAAACAUUUCGGUUUCAAACAACACAGGUUUUUCUGAGUGUUUUUCUGCUCUAGAAUCUGUACAGAUAUUCCUCAAUGCAAGCUGGUCUUAUAUGAUUGGGUGCUUCUGCACAUGAUUUUGAAUUCAUAAAACAUUUUUUUUCUUA